UCCGGCAGAAUCAGCGUGCUGCUGGAGGUCAGCCGUGAGACGAGGCUAGCUUGGUAGUUUUCAACGAGAAUCCUGUGUUAUUACUCUCUAAACUCACUUUGGUUUGAGCGUAAACAUUGACAGGACAACCACUAGCGGUGUCAGUCAGUUGAGCAUCUCGUAGCUGAUCCGUUUAGUCUUAAAACCUUGAGUAUUUGCGACAUCGCUAGCCACCGUUAGCCACCGCGGUUCGGCUAACAGCUCCUCACCGGCUCCAGAUCUCCAGGUGACCCCUCGGACAAUCAGCAGCCAUGGACAACAACUCUCAAGGAUCAGGGGGGAUGAAAGGAGGUCUCGGGGGUCUCUUUGGAGGAGGUGCACCUGAAUACUCCAACACAGAGCUCGCCGGUGUUCCCUUGACUGGAAUGAGUCCUCUGUCCCCUUAUCUCAACGUUGACCCUCGUUACCUGGUCCAGGACACAGAUGAGUUCAUUUUACCCACAGGCGCAAAUAAAACAAGAGGGAGGUUUGAGUUGGCUUUCUUUACCAUCGGAGGAUCCUGCAUUACUGGAGCUGCAUUUGGAGCUCUAAAUGGUCUCAGAAUGAGCCUGAAGGAGACUCGAGGCAUGGGAUGGACCAAACCUCGUAACGUACAAAUUAUCAACAUGGUGACCAGGCAGGGUGCUUCAUGGGCCAACACUCUGGGGUCUGUUGCUUUGUUAUAUAGUGUGUUCGGCGUGGCGAUAGAGAAGGCCAGAGGAGCAGAAGACGACAUCAACACAGUGGCUGCUGGGACGUUAACUGGGAUGCUCUUUAAAUCAGGCAGUGGUCUGAAGGGUGCAGCCCGAGGAGGUCUGGCUGGUUUGGCCUUGUCCAGUGCCUACGCUCUCUACAACAACUGGGACCACCUCACCGGCUCCUCGUCAUCCUCCAGGCUGUACUGAACUCUCUCCCACACACACACACACACACACACACAUCUGCUUCUUCUACUACAUUCGGGCCAAAUAUCUCCCUGGGACACACAGCCUUUAACCACAGCGCUAAGAGGAAUUAGACUCUGGUCAAAUGCAGUGUGCUCUUCAGGGACGUGUGGGUUGGUCCCAGUUUCCUCUCCAGUCUGGGGAAUUAAAAAAUGUGUUUGAAGAAGAAGAUUGGACUAAAUUCCUUUGGGAAUCCAGACGUAGACCGUCCUACAACACCACUGUCUUCUGGUGUCCUCGGAGGUGUUCCUGUCACUGAUCUGAUCAGUCACGAGAACCCUGAGAUUGUUUUAUCUGUUCUGUCAUUGUCUAUGGGGAGACUUAAGUCUUCUUUGAUGCUAGUUUUGAAAUCAAGUUCGGAACCCAUGAUGUUUGGGUUAAACGAGCAAAUCCGUAAGAUGACAUCUGGUGUGUGCUGUUCACCAGAUGAACUGUACUGAUUCUGGACUGGAAGAAUCUUCUGCAGCAGAAGAGCAAAGAGAUUUUCAUCUACAAACACAGAACUAAGCCUUGUGGUCAGUUCUACUCUUGUAUUUAUUGAAACGUGUCUGUAAAAAAGCUGUUUGUGUCUCCAUCAAACCAGAUGUAUCAAAAACUCUAUUAAAACAAUGGGAAACGA
Messenger RNA from Centropristis striata (black sea bass), 1581 nucleotides. It is a transcript of the gene timm23a, whose product is annotated as translocase of inner mitochondrial membrane 23 homolog a (yeast). Gene Ontology annotation, molecular function: transmembrane protein transporter activity. The transcript is spliced from 7 exons. The record is from RefSeq and is a predicted model, not a curated record. Gene Ontology annotation, cellular component: TIM23 mitochondrial import inner membrane translocase complex; mitochondrial inner membrane. Lineage: Eukaryota; Metazoa; Chordata; Actinopteri; Perciformes; Serranidae. Gene Ontology annotation, biological process: protein import into mitochondrial matrix. Bases 291 to 923 code for a protein of 210 amino acids.